This is a messenger RNA of Fusarium vanettenii 77-13-4, 1126 nucleotides long. RefSeq lists its product as uncharacterized. Gene Ontology annotation, biological process: mRNA splicing, via spliceosome; spliceosomal snRNP assembly. The record is from RefSeq and is a predicted model, not a curated record. The transcript has 2 exons. Gene Ontology annotation, molecular function: RNA binding. The coding region runs from base 39 to 308 and encodes 89 amino acids. Gene Ontology annotation, cellular component: U1 snRNP; catalytic step 2 spliceosome. Lineage: Eukaryota; Fungi; Ascomycota; Sordariomycetes; Hypocreales; Nectriaceae.
CCUCAACAUCGUCGCUCACGCUCAUCAACACCGCCAAGAUGAGCUUCGCACCCCUCAACCCCCGCCCUAUGCUGCAGGACCUCGUCAGUAGGACCGUUCUCGUCCGCCUAAAAUGGGGUGAGGUGGAAUACAAGGGCACCCUCGUCUCUGUUGACAGCUACAUGAACCUCCAGCUCUCUGGCACCGAGGAGUACAUCGCCGACAAGCCCACUGGCUCUCUGGGACAAGUGUUGAUUCGGUGCAAUAACGUCCUGUGGGUGCGCGGCGCCGACGAAGGCAAGGACGCGGAUGCUGCGAUGACGGGCUAAUCAACCAUGGCAAAGGUGAUGGGACUUUAUGGGGAAUGAAAAGGAGGACACGGCGCUCUCAACCUUUCAGAGUCUUGCUCUGACACGAAACCUACGUCUGGGGUCACACCACACACCUCUUGACCACCAACCGCCUGCUCAAGGCCAACUUCAUGUAUCCGUCUCCAGCAUCUCGCAAUGAGGCAGCGGCCUUGAACUCGUUUCAACCUAAAACAGAAAUGAGCGAAGCGACAGAGAAAGCCUUGUCAGGCAUGACAAUGUGCCGGGGGCUCUAAUGUUUACUCUUCAACCCUCAAGAUCACCACCCACUAUUCUUACUCUUUCAUGGCUCCUCGACGUUCAACCUGGGCGAUUCUUUUUUCACGUGGUUGCAUGGACAGUCAUGACUCUCUGCCAUGAGACAUGUGACUGGGCCAGCUGAAGAGGCACUAAGCCCUCCUAUUUGUGUAUCUUGUGUAUCAAGAGGCUUUGGUUUGCACUGAAAUUGCGCAUGCCUCCUUCGGACGAUGCUUGGAAUCUCGCCAAACUAUUUUGCAAUUCUGAUGACUCGAUCGUGUCACCAUCUUCCCCUAGUGCCUCUUUCCCUAGUGAUUCAUGCCUUCUUUUUGCCAUGAAGUCCCCGCAAGAUGAAUUUCUCUGCAGUUGAACGAUAUUGGUAUUGGUUUUGAAUUUGCUGCUGUACUGACGACUAUGAGGUUCGUAGGCCCGAGUUCCGCGAAGUGAUAUGCCUGUUUACAGGCUUUUCUAAAUGCUUUCAAGUAGGCCUGUAUGAUCAUCGAUAGCCUGAAAUGAACCAGUGGGCAAGGAUACACGUUAUG